AUGUAGAACGUAAGUGAACGGCAGUCAGAGUUGAGUAGCCUCCGAUAGGAAUAUGAACGAAGUGAACCCACAGAAUCAAGAUGCCAGGAUUUCUCCGGAAGGAACCUCACUGCCCGGUGACGAGCGACAUUUGCUGGCGUCUUCAAACAUUAAAAUGAUCAGAAAGUACGUACCCGUCUUGACCAAAUCCAAAGCGUCAUGCGCCUCGAGAAGAUUGCGAUUCGUGUAUCUUAUAUGUGGGUGCCUGUUGUUUGCAAUAUCUCUGGUAUUGAUGGUGGCCGGUACCAUUAGAGUCAACCAAUGCAACAGGGAUGAAGAGGUGGCUUGGAGUGAGCGCUUUAUCGAGGAAAAUGUCGAUCAAUUUAUUGCCACAAACAACUUCGCUCUUGAAAAACCAACAAAACAGAGUUCUGACCGCGUGACAACAGCUGCCGAUGGGUACUCUAGGUUAGCAGUGGAUGGAAACAGCGAAACGUGUUCACAGACAGAUGAGGAAAUAUCGCCAAGCUGGUGGGUUGAUCUACAGGCUAUCCGACCAAUCGAGGCUGUGAUAAUCAAAGGCCCUAAUGCAGGUCUUCAAAAUAUAAGUAUAUCGAUUCAGAAGACAGAACCAAGUUUCGCCGAUGUCAAUUCCAAGAGUGGGGCACUUUGUUAUCGACAGAGUGAGAUCUCGAAAUCAAUCAUUACUAGCUGUGGCCAAAACACAGACGGAAGAUACGUGGUGAUUCGAAAGGAAACAAAUGAAAACAAUGCUCAGGCAUUGGUGCUGUGUGAAGUCCUUGUAACACAGAGGGUCUAGCUUGGGGGUUUUUUUUGCUUUAUAUUUGCUUUUGUUGUCUUUCGUGAAAACAACCAAAGAGAAAAUAACAACCAAAUCAAACGAAUCAAUAGCGAAAAAAAAUUACUGCUGAAUUGGAAGAUACAAAUCGACCGAUUCAAAUAAUGAAACAUCAGGCGAAAAAACUUUUUUUCCCCAUUUAUUGGAUUGCAACCACAUCAGAAUGUGUUGUCUUAUGGUGUCAUAUGCAUGUUACUCGAUCAAUUUAAAAGAAAAAGCGCCCCAAAAUGAUAGACAAAAGUCUGGGAUGAGAUAAGACGUGUUCACUAGGCGUCAAAGCAGUUUAAUUAUAGUAACACAGCCUGCCUAAAGGUUACUACGUAUAAGAUGCGAUUGAAACGCAAUAGAAUAAAGAUGUCACCAAAAAACCAACGUUACAUUCAGUUCUUGGUAUCAGCACGAUUUUAGUGCAACUUUGAGUGCAAUAUGAUACUAGUUUUCGCAAUGUUUUACUACAUUGAUUAGUUAUGGCACGUGUUUGAUAUAACUUACGAUUCAUACACCAAUCUUCUUGAUGAUGAAUAUUAAUAUUAGCCUAAUAUAAUGUUAGUUAAACCUGUUUUCUGUGUUUUGUUCUUUGUGUUAUCUAUUAACUUUGUCUUUCAUUAAAAAUUGAACUGUUUGUUUCAAUUAAGAUUCUUUUCAAUGUA
Molecule: messenger RNA, 1488 nt
Organism: Magallana angulata
Lineage: Eukaryota; Metazoa; Mollusca; Bivalvia; Ostreida; Ostreidae
Exons: 6
Coding region: 53-799 (248 amino acids)
Source: RefSeq, a predicted model, not a curated record